Messenger RNA from Mycotypha africana, 905 nucleotides. RefSeq lists its product as uncharacterized. The record is from RefSeq and is a predicted model, not a curated record. Bases 263 to 790 code for a protein of 175 amino acids. The transcript has a single exon. Lineage: Eukaryota; Fungi; Mucoromycota; Mucoromycetes; Mucorales; Mycotyphaceae.
CCUUGGAACGCUCACCCUUUUCUCUCCUGCUUCAUCUUUGCCCGCGCUUUUUGGAUUCGUGAUUAGAUACCCUAAUUAUAAAUUUAGACCCAAGAGAAGAAAAACAAAGAAAGCUCCCAGAAAGGACAAGGUCACUCCUGACCAUGCAUCAAUAGCUCGAGGCUUUUACUGUAAACAAGGGAAUGUCUACUGCAAUGGAUUAGAGCGAACUGAAACAAAGAACGAGCAUAAUGAUCUUCAACAUCAGCAACAUCCGUUCACCAUGGGAUGCGCAAACACAUUUGAUAAAGAUCAACUGCGCGAAAAAACGAGACAAACAGAGGCCCUUAAACAUUCCGCAGCUCUUGCUACUGCUUUUCAUCAUCUGAAUACGGAUCGGAUGCCUCGUUUUGAAUGUCAUGUCCAUCAGGAGCUACAGUACUACAGUCCGUAUUUUGCUAUACAUUCUUCCUUAUUAUGCGAGGAGGCUUCUGAUAGGACUACUACAAAUCACUUCCUCCCUACCAUUGACUCUACUUUUUCCAAUGCUGCUGCCUAUUCUGCUGCUGCCUAUUUUGAGACGACUCACAUGGAUUCCUCUCCUCUGUUGGAUAGUACGUACCAUCCAUUCUUUACCGUGGGUUCUAAUUUUUCCGAUGCCAGCACUACGAGUACCGCAGGCUAUUCACGCUCUCAAAGUCCAUUCUCUGUAUUAGAUCAUCAACCUCAGUAUGAUGACGUUUUGCUGUCAAAUGCCUCAUUUCAGACCACCAUCUACAGUAAUCCAUCCUUAUCGUCUCAUUUUCUAUAGUGUAAAGUUUGCAUGUAUAGAAAAAAACUAUACUUUUCCGCUCAUCCCAAGAAAAUCAAGUGUAAUAGUAAUGUAUUCAAUUCAAAACUGCCUUAUUCUAGAUAUACCUUCCCAC